UUUCGGAACGCACCUCGAGUCACACUUUAGGUCAUAUGACCGACGUUACGCCGACGAUCGGAUGUGCUGAUCGUUGUAGGCGUUGACGACUCCUCUGCACUGCGUCUCGUGAUCCCGAGCUCCUCCGAGCCUUCCGUGUAUCCUCCAGGGAAGAAAACAGAUCGGACGACACCAUGGCUCUCAGCGACGCGGACGUUCAGAAGCAGAUCAAGCAUAUGAUGGCCUUUAUAGAACAGGAGGCCAAUGAAAAGGCGGAGGAAAUAGAUGCCAAGGCAGAAGAAGAAUUUAAUAUUGAGAAGGGACGCCUGGUGCAACAGCAACGUCUCAAGAUCAUGGAGUAUUAUGAGAAGAAGGAAAAACAAGUUGAACUGCAAAAGAAGAUACAAUCUUCAAACAUGCUUAACCAAGCACGAUUAAAGGCUCUGAAAGUACGGGAAGAUCAUGUACGCAACGUUCUUGAUGAUGCUAGAAAGAGAUUAAGUGAAGUAACUCAUAAUUCUACACGAUACAAAGAAGUUCUUCAGCUGCUGAUCAUCCAAGGACUUUAUCAACUAACAGAGUCAAACAUUACUCUUCGCGUUCGUCAAGUCGACUUACCUCUCGUAGAAUCCAUUAUUGACAGUGUUCAGCAGCAAUAUAAACAAAAAACUAAGAAAGAUGUUACCCUGAAGAUUGAUACCGAUAAUUUCUUACCCACCGAAAGUUGUGGAGGCGUGGAAUUAUUAGCAUCCAGAGGGCGCAUAAAGAUUAGCAAUACUUUGGAGACCAGAUUAGAGCUGAUAGCGCAACAAUUGAUACCAGAGAUUCGUUCCGCGCUGUUCGGACAGAAUGCAAAUCGCAAAUUUAACGAUUAAGCUAAUUUUCUCGGCAAUUGACUCUCCAAAACAUUCCUUUUAACAGCAAAUUACUGUUGCAUUGUCAUGUAUUAUAUAGAAUAAAAUUAACAUACGAAACGCCUUUUGUCGCGAGACUCAAGCCUAAUAUUUUCAAUGAAAGUAUCUGAUAAAUUACCGUGCAAUAUUUAUCGUUGCAAGCAAACUGUACAUUAUUCUCCACAAACUUCCUUUUUAGUUUGUCGUCAUUUAUUCUAUCUUCUUUCCUUUUGACAGGCAACCAUGAACAUAGUGUAUAGCGAUCAAAUACUUCAUAUGUUAAUAUAUUUGAUGUAAACUUAAAAUUGCCGUUAAAAUUGGUGUUCAAAAACGAGACAAAGUGUACUUUCUCAGGUUAGGAAUGUUAACGCGGAUGAAAUGUAUAAUUAAUAACUAAUGUUCUUGACUGCUUAUGUUAAAAAAAGAAUAGCAAUUGCAAUUGAAUGUAGUACAGUCAAUAUAUUGUGCAGAAUCGUAAUAAACAGAAAUAUUGAGCGCGCUUUAUAUGUAUAUAAUACAUUUAUAUACUUAUAGAGCAUAUCAGUAUGUUAUGUACAUUAUGUAUAAUAUUGUAUCACAACAUAUAUAAAUAUAUGAUUCGUUGUUGUAAAAAUAUCUUUUUGAGGAAUUAAGAUCUGAUAC
Messenger RNA from Solenopsis invicta (red fire ant), 1514 nucleotides. It is a transcript of the gene Vha26, whose product is annotated as V-type proton ATPase subunit E. The transcript has 5 exons. Gene Ontology annotation, cellular component: proton-transporting two-sector ATPase complex, catalytic domain. NCBI's taxonomy places the organism in Eukaryota, Metazoa, Arthropoda, Insecta, Hymenoptera, Formicidae. Gene Ontology annotation, biological process: proton transmembrane transport. The coding region runs from base 174 to 854 and encodes 226 amino acids. Gene Ontology annotation, molecular function: proton-transporting ATPase activity, rotational mechanism. The record is from RefSeq and is a predicted model, not a curated record.